GGGCAAAGGUCUGUGUAGUUACAAGGCUAAAAAAGAGAAGCAGCUAUUUACUUACUGGUUGCUUCCUAAUAGGAGAGGAGUGCAGAGGUUACAUAGGGAGGAUAUGCUUGAGAAUUAAAAGUCAACACAUUGCGAUCAGCCUACUAUCACCUCUACAAGACACUGUUUCGCCUCUACAAGACCACCUUCUUUAAACCAGCUCUAACUAUGCCUACAGAUUAACAGACGACAAUGGGUUUUUUAACUUUCAGAUUCAGUACUUGUAGUUUGCAGUUGAUGUUCUAUCUGUGUCUUGGGAGCCUAACAGCAGAUGUGAUACCAGGCACAGAGGCCACUCAGUCGACCACAACCAGAUCACGCAUUGAUACAAUUGUCACUGUCAGUCAACGGGAUACUACAUCAAUUACACAACCACACUCUACACAGGGGCCUUUUAAAAGCACUACAUCUUUAAUUAAUCCACCCACAGCUCCUAAAAAUGUUGAAGAUUUUAGAGCAAUCAAUCAAAAUGAAAGCAGCAUAACUCUCCAGUGGACAACGAUAGAAGGCAUUACUUUGUACACUUUGAAGUUUGCAAGAUCCGAGGCUAACUUCACUGAAGAGGGUCCGGAGACACAUGAAGUGACAUAUGUAGUACCAAAUCUAAACAGUGGCACAGAAUACAAUUUCACUUUGUACAGUGUGUUUGAAGGCUUAAAGAGUACCGGGGCCAAUCUGACUGCGAGUACUAAAUCUGGCAAUGUUGAAAAUGUCAAAGUUUUCGGUGAAACGGAAACUACUGUAACCAUAACAUUCGAUAAGAUUAAUGGAAGCGAUGGGUAUAAUUUGUCUUAUUCCAUCAAUGGGGUCAGCAAAUUGGAACACAUUCCAUCGGACGAUAACGAUACAGUUAAAUAUACUGUGAAAGACCUAAUGCCUGCUAAGACGUAUAACAUGACUCUAUACACUAUACUGGGGCCAGAUCUAAGCACUGGAGUUUCAUUUAAUGCAACCACAGCUCCUAAAAAUGUUGAAGAUUUUAGAGCAGUCAAUCAAAAUGAAAGCAGCAUAACUCUCCAGUGGACAACGACAGAAGGCAUUACUCUGUACACUUUGAAGUUUGAAGGAUCCGAGACUAACUUCACUGAAGAGGGUCCGGGGACGCAUGUAGUACCAAAUCUAAAUAGUAGCACUGAAUACGAUUUCACUCUAUACAGUGUGUUUGAAGACAUUAGGAGUACAGGGGCCAAUCUGACUGCAAGCACUGUUCCUUCCAAAGUGAACGGUUUUAAGGCAGUCUCAGAAAAUGAGAAGAAUAUAACUUUGCAGUGGAAUAAUGAAAACAAAAACAUCAAUUACAGUUUAUGGUUUAAUGAAGAAUACACGCACUUCACUGCAAAGGACUUUGGAGAAACAGCCAAUUACACCGUCCUAAACCUCAACGACACCACAAUAUACAACUUUACUCUCUUUACUGUUUUCCUAAACAAAUCAGGCGAUGGAGUGAGCAUCAGCGCCGCCACAAAGCCCCGUAAUCCAACUGGCUUCAAAGCAAGAAAUCAAACAAGCAGCACUAUAACUCUGCAGUGGGUCAAAGUGAAUGAUGUCCAGCAGUAUCAACUUGAGUAUGAAACAAUCGAACAUACAGACAACCAAACAAAGUCAGUAAACGCAUCCUCAGGAGAUAUAGUGGAGGUAGACAUUGAGAAUCUUAAAAAUGGCACUUUAUACAAGUUUACUCUGUAUACUAUAUUUGCCAACGUCCAAAGCCAUGGAAUUUCACAUGAAGCACCUACAGUUCCUCUUCAAGUGUCUUCAGUUGUCGUAGAUCGCAAGUUGACUAACAUAACUCUGAGCUGGAUGAGAAAGAAACAUGACUGGAACUACCUUGUAUACAUUGAUGGCAGUACUGACAAAAAAAAUAUAACAGAUGGAAACACUGUUACUUUUUAUGGUCUGAAACCUGGCACUGUCUAUUCAUAUUCAAUUCAAACUGAAUUUCAUGGAUUACAAAGUACAGCAUUUAAAGACGAGACAGUAACAGUUAUAGAUUGUUCCAAAGUUAACUGGCAGGUUACAGAGACGUCGAUCCAAGGCUCGGUUGAGGGGGCUUUCACAAAUGCAACUGCUUCCAAUGGCUCAGUGCAUCUCAACUCUGGCUCUAAUAAGGAAGUCAAUUUCACUGACCUUUACCCUGGCGCAAAUUAUAAUGUGACGCUGAUGUAUAAAGAUCUACUGCAGUGUAGCGAUAACCAAACUACCACGCCCCCUGAGUUGGCUGCAGUGUGUAAGGACUGGGACGCUGGUUACUCAAUCUAUGUUGAAUGGACGAUAACAUUUGGUAUCUGGGAUUCAGUGGAAGUCAGUGUCUCCAAUAAUGAGCAUAAAGUGAUAGAAAAUAUGGAGGUCUAUUAUGCUGUAAUACCAAAUGUUCAACCGGCCAGAAAAUAUGAAGUAACUGUAACUUCACUAUCUGGCCCAAGGAGAAGCAAACCUUGUUCUUUUACCUGCCAAACUGAUAGCAGAGGAGUCAUUGCAGGAGCUUUCUUUGGUGUAUUUAUUUUUCUCGUUCUGGUCUGCGUGGUUGCCUUUGUUAUGUUAAGAAGACCUGACAUAAUUAGAAAUAAAAAGAGGUCACUCAAUGGUCAAGCAAAGUCUUUGGUUAAAAAAAAGUAUAUACCUUUGGACAAGUUCCCUGCUCAAUUCAGCGAGUUAAGUGCGGAUGAAAAUAAAGGGUUCAGCUUAGAUUAUGAGGAACUUGCUAGUGUUGGCACAGAGCAGACCCAGAAUGCAGCAACAAUGCAGGAAAACAGACCAAAAAAUCGUUUCAUCAAUGUUCUGCCAUAUGACCGAAGCCGUGUAAAAUUGACUUCAUCCUCUCCCCAAAAUGACUACAUAAAUGCCAGCUACAUGCCUGGUUACAAUAGUGAUAGAGAAUUCAUCGCAGCCCAAGGUCCUCUGCCAAACACAGUCAAUGACUUCUGGAGAAUGAUCUGGGAGCAGAAAGUGACAGGCAUUGUCAUGGUGACCAAUUGCACUGAGGGAGGACGGAUUAAAUGUGAACAGUACUGGCCUGAAAGCAACCCUCGCCAUUGUGGAGAUUUGGAGGUUUUCACAACUUCUGAAAAGAAGCAGCUUGACUGGACACUAAGAGAAUUUAAAGUGAAACAAAGGCGCACCUCAGAGGAGCGGACAGUGAGGCAUUUCCACUUCACGGCCUGGCCGGAUCACGGAGUCCCACAGGGAACACAAGUCCUGAUCCAGUUCAGGGAGCUGGUUAGACAACACAUGCAGACAGAAGCUGCAGGGACACCCACAGUGGUCCACUGCAGUGCUGGAGUGGGGAGGACAGGUACUUUAAUAGCACUGGACAUGUUGCUGCAGCAGAUGGAAAAAGAAAAGGCAGUCGACAUUUACGGCUUUGUGUAUAAAAUGAGAUUAAACCGACCACACAUGGUACAAACAGAGUCACAGUAUGUGUUUCUACAUCAGUGCAUCCUGGACAGUCUGCUGCAGAAUGAGAAGCAUGAUGAAAAUAUCUAUGAGAACGAACUGAUCUACGCCAAUGCCACCGCACUCAGGGAGUUUGAGAACAACAAGAAUAAACCAUAAUCUUAUCUGUGAAG
Periophthalmus magnuspinnatus is the source of this 3605-nucleotide messenger RNA. Its product is annotated as receptor-type tyrosine-protein phosphatase H-like. Gene Ontology annotation, biological process: protein dephosphorylation. The coding region runs from base 232 to 3591 and encodes 1119 amino acids. The transcript has 21 exons. The record is from RefSeq and is a predicted model, not a curated record. NCBI's taxonomy places the organism in Eukaryota, Metazoa, Chordata, Actinopteri, Gobiiformes, Gobiidae. Gene Ontology annotation, molecular function: protein binding; protein tyrosine phosphatase activity.